UCUGCUCCUUGCUGCAAGGCUCUCUCUGUUUUCGAGUUCAUAUAUAUAUAUAUAUAUAUAUAACAUUGACUCCAGUCUCCCACCCAGCACACUAAAAUAGUAAAGUGCCAAUUUUGUGAGACUUUCCCAUUCGUUUACCUAGCAGUUUCUGAAUCCUAAUUUUGAGUAAUUGAAAACACACAAAAUAAAAAAAUAAAAAAUAAAAUGGCAGCGGUGCGUGACGCCUCUGGCUUUGCCGGUGGUUCUGGAGGCGGAGACGGUGGUGCGUGUUGCUCGCCAUUGUCGCCGAUUCAGUUGCCAGAACCCAUCAAGGAAAUGGAGAAAGCAAGGAAAAAGGAAAAUGAGAGACCCAAAGAGGUGGUAGUUUCAGUGGAGGAGGAAAAAGAGGAAGAAAAGAUGGUGGUGAAAUUGAAUUGUGGUGAUGGCGUUGGGUCGUCUUCCUCGUCUUCACCCACUGAAGAAAAAGCAGCAGAAGAGGCUGUGGUCCAAAUCAAAGAAGAAACAGUAGAGCUUGUUGAUGAUCAUGUCGAUCGCUUGGGUGAACCAGAUGUUGGUUCUGGCAGUGGCUCGUGUUCUUCGUCCUCAUCGCUGGUGUUGCCAAAACCCAUCGAGGGUUUGCAUGAGGUUGGUCCACCUCCUUUCCUGAACAAGACCUUCCAAAUGGUGGACGACCGGGAAACCGAUCCGAUCGUGUCGUGGAAUCAAGGUCGUGAUAGCUUCAUUGUCUGGGACUCCCAUGAAUUCUCCAAACAUCUUCUUCCCAAAUACUUCAAGCACUGCAAUUUCUCCAGCUUCAUACGCCAACUCAAUACUUAUGGAUUUAAGAAAGUUGAUCCGGAUCGAUGGGAGUUUGCAAAUGAAGGGUUUCGAAGAGGGAAGAAGCACUUGUUGAAGAAUAUAAAGAGAAGAAGUAGAUACAGCAAGCAGCAAGGAGGAGCAAUAGCCUGUGUUGAUUCAGGAAAAGAUGGAUUGGAAAGUGAAGUUGAGACUCUGAACCAAGAUCACAACACUUUGAAAAUAGAAAUCCUGAAAUUGAAACAACUACAAGAGGAUUCACACAGUCAAAUAAGUGCUGUGGAAGAGCGGAUUAGGUGUGCAGAGUGUAAGCAACAUCAGAUGUUCUUGUUCCUCAUCAAAACAGCUAAAAACCCCACCUUUAUUCAUCAACUAAUCCAGAAAAGGAUUCAAAAGAAAGAGCUUGAUGGGGUUGAAAUCAGCAAGAGAAGAAGGUUGCUUUCAAACCCAUAUCCUGAAAGCUUAGCUGAGGGCAUUGAAACCACUCAGAGUGUCAGUAACAAGAAGAAAUUUCAUGAAGAAAAGCUGCCAAAGCAGUCUGUUGGCACUCAAAACUUUGCAGAGCCCAUUUUCACCAACCCAACGGAAACGGUUUUCUCAGUUCUUAUGGAUAAUGAAUCAUGUAGUUGUAUCCAGGAUCAAAAGGCCAAGGAGAUGCGUGGAACAGGUAAUGGUCCGGAUAUGUCCUCUGUUUAUAAUGUUAUGUCAGAGAACCUUCUGGGGGAUUAUUCCAUUUUUGAUGAAGAAUCAGCUGUGAAUGACUCUGUAUUCUACCAUGAACUGGAGGAUUUGAUUGCAAAGCCACGCGAUUGGGGUGGAUAUUUUGGUAGCCUGGUCGAGCAAACCGAUUGUGUCUGGUCAACGCCUUAAAAGACUCCGUAGGUCCCAAUUAAAGCUAGGGAUGAAGAGCAAUGGAUUGAAGGUUUUCAUUGAAGCUAGAAUUCCUUAACCCAGAUUGGGCGAUGCGAGUUGUUUUAACUGUCUAUAAUAUGUUAAUAUCCAGCUGACUUGGCACUUUCUUCGUUUCUUUUUUGCUCUUGCUUUGUUUAGUCUCUUUAGAUUGUAAAACUUCACCCUUUUGCAGUCGCAAGUGCAAACACUUGUUAGUAGCAUGAAUAUAUGUUUUGUGUCUCUCUCUCCUUUUAGAUUAUAAACAAGAAUUUUACAGCUGCACUUUAGGUGCUUAGACUUGGCCUUUCUUAGUUUCCAUCCACCUAAUGUUUUGAUAUCUUUUGCUUCAAUGAAGUAUUUUGUUAAAAAUAACUUCGUAAUAAAAUAUGUAAAAUGUUUCCAAAAUA
Messenger RNA from Ziziphus jujuba (common jujube), 2093 nucleotides. RefSeq names its product heat shock factor protein HSF30. The coding region runs from base 205 to 1665 and encodes 486 amino acids. The transcript has 3 exons. Gene Ontology annotation, cellular component: nucleus. Gene Ontology annotation, biological process: regulation of transcription by RNA polymerase II. NCBI's taxonomy places the organism in Eukaryota, Viridiplantae, Streptophyta, Magnoliopsida, Rosales, Rhamnaceae. Gene Ontology annotation, molecular function: RNA polymerase II cis-regulatory region sequence-specific DNA binding; DNA-binding transcription factor activity. The record is from RefSeq and is a predicted model, not a curated record.